Messenger RNA from Nannospalax galili (Upper Galilee mountains blind mole rat), 5886 nucleotides. It is a transcript of the gene Caskin1, whose product is annotated as CASK interacting protein 1. Lineage: Eukaryota; Metazoa; Chordata; Mammalia; Rodentia; Spalacidae. The transcript has 20 exons. Gene Ontology annotation, molecular function: protein binding. The record is from RefSeq and is a predicted model, not a curated record. The coding region runs from base 155 to 4441 and encodes 1428 amino acids.
CCCGAGCCGGAGCGGAGCCGGAGCCCGCGGAGGGCGCAGGGCGGCGCAGGCGGCGCGGGUCGGAGAGGAUGCGGUCGCAGCUACCCGGCCGCUGCCGCCUUGUCUGAGCUGCCCAGCGCACGGAGCGCCGCGUCGCUGCGGGCCCGGACGCGCCAUGGGGAAGGAGCAGGAGCUGGUGCAAGCGGUGAAGGCGGAGGACGUGGGGACCGCGCAGAGGCUGCUGCAGAGGCCGCGGCCCGGGAAGGCCAAGCUCCUGGGAUCCACCAAGAAGAUCAAUGUCAACUUCCAGGACCCAGAUGGCUUCUCAGCCCUGCACCACGCCGCCCUGAAUGGAAACACAGAAUUGAUCUCCCUGCUGCUGGAGGCUCAGGCUGCUGUAGACAUCAAGGACAACAAAGGCAUGCGACCAUUGCACUAUGCGGCCUGGCAGGGCCGGAAGGAGCCCAUGAAACUGGUGCUGAAGGCAGGUUCGGCAGUGAACGUCCCAUCUGAUGAGGGUCACAUCCCCCUGCACCUGGCUGCCCAGCAUGGUCACUACGAUGUGUCAGAGAUGCUGCUGCAGCACCAGUCCAACCCAUGCAUGGUAGACAACUCUGGGAAGACACCUUUGGACCUGGCCUGUGAGUUCGGCCGUGUAGGGGUGGUCCAGUUGCUGCUAAGUAGCAACAUGUGUACGGCCUUGCUGGAGCCCCGACCAGGGGAUGCCACUGACCCCAACGGCACCAGCCCUCUGCACCUGGCAGCCAAGAAUGGCCAUAUUGAUAUCAUCAGACUCCUCCUCCAGGCGGGCAUCGACAUUAACCGCCAGACCAAGUCGGGCACGGCCCUUCAUGAGGCUGCGCUCUGUGGGAAGACAGAAGUAGUUCGGCUAUUGUUGGAUAGUGGGAUCAAUGCCCAGGUGAGGAACACCUAUAGCCAGACAGCGCUGGACAUAGUGCACCAGUUUACCACAUCCCAGGCCAGCAAGGAGAUCAAGCAGCUGCUUCGAGAGGCCUCAGCAGCCCUGCAGGUUCGGGCCACCAAGGAUUACUGCAACAAUUACGACCUAACCAGCCUCAAUGUGAAGGCUGGGGACAUUAUUACGGUACUGGAACAGCAUCCAGAUGGCCGGUGGAAGGGCUGUAUCCAUGACAACCGGACAGGCAAUGACAGGGUGGGCUACUUCCCAUCCUCCGUGGGUGAGGCCAUCAUCAAGCGAGCAGGUCCCCGAACAGGCAGUGAACUAAGUCCACCUCAGGGAGGCGGCUCACUGGGGCCCUCUGCACCCUCAGAGGAGAUCUGGGUGCUGAGGAAACCUUUUGCAGGUGGAGACCGCAGUGGCAACUUGAGCAGUGUGGCUGGUGGUAGGAGUGGUGGGGGCCAUGUUCUGCAUGCAGGCUCCGAAGGAGCUAAGCUCCUGGCAACAGUGCUUUCCCAGAAGUCGGUCUCUGAGUCCAGCCCAGGGGAUAGCCCUGUCAAACCUCCAGAGGGCUCUGCAGGUGCUGCCCGAUCUCAGCCUGCAGCAGCCCAUGCUGGGCAGGUAUUUGGGGAGCAGCCACCUAAGAAGCUGGAGCCAGCCUCAGAGGGCAAGAGUGCUGAGGCAGUCAGUCAGUGGCUUGCCACGUUCCAGCUACAGCUCUAUGCCCCCAAUUUCACCAGUGCCGGCUAUGACCUGCCUACCAUCAGCCGGAUGACCCCUGAGGACCUCACUGCCAUUGGUGUCACCAAGCCAGGCCACCGGAAGAAGAUCACAGCUGAGAUCAGUGGCCUGAGCAUCCCUGACUGGCUGCCUGAACACAAACCAGCUAACCUGGCUGUGUGGCUGUCCAUGAUUGGCCUGGCCCAGUACUACAAGGUGCUGGUGGACAACGGCUAUGAGAACAUUGACUUCAUCACCGACAUCACUUGGGAGGACCUGCAAGAGAUUGGCAUCACCAAGCUGGGACACCAAAAGAAGUUGAUGCUGGCAGUGAGGAAACUGGCAGAGCUACAGAAAGCAGAAUAUGCCAAAUACGAGGGGGGACCUCUGCGUCGAAAGGCACCCCAAUCACUUGAAGUGAUGGCCAUUGAGUCACCACCCCCACCUGAGCCUGCCGCAGCAGAAUGCCAGUCUCCUAAGAUGACCACCUUCCAGGACAGUGAGCUCAGUGGUGAGCUGCAGGCUGCCCUGUCUGGCCCAGGUGAGGGAGGUGCAACUGCUGCUGAGAAGCCUUCCAACCACUUGCCACCCACUCCGAGGGCCACCGUGAGACAGGAGCCUAGCCUGAGUGGACGGGCUCGGCACAUGAGUAGCUCUCAGGAGCUGCUGGGAGAUGGGCCCCCAGGGCCUGGCAGCCCUAUGUCACGAAGCCAGGAGUACCUGCUGGAUGAAGGACCAGUCCCUGGCACUCCACCCAAGGAGGCCCGGCCUGGCCGCCAUGGACACAGUAUCAAGAGGGCUAGUGUGCCUCCUGUGCCUGGCAAACCACGGCAGGUCCUCCCACCAGGUGCCAGCCACUUCACACCCCCACAGACACCCACAAAAGCCCAGCCAGGUUCCCCUCAGGCCCUUGGGGGACCUCAUGGUCCUGCUCCAGCCACGGCCAAGGUGAAACCCACUCCACAGCUGCUAACAGAACGACCCAUGUCACCGCGUUCCCUGCCUCAGUCACCUACACACCGUGGCUUUGCCUAUGUGCUUCCCCAACCAGUUGAAGGUGAGGCAGGACCAGCUGCUCCAGGACCUGCACCCCCACCAGUACCAGCAGCUGUGCCCACAUUAUGCCUGCCCCCAGAGGCUGAUAUGGAGCCUGGGCGGCCCAAAAAACGUGCCCACAGCCUGAAUCGCUAUGCAGUAUCUGACAGUGAACCAGAGCAGGAUGAGCUGUUGGUUCCUGCUGCUGCAGGACCUUAUGCCACGGUCCAGCGAAGAGUGGGCCGGAGCCACUCAGUGAGGGCCCCCACUGGUACUGACAAGAAUGUUAACCGCAGCCAGUCCUUUGCUGUACGGCCCCGUAAGAAGGGGCCCCCGCCACCCCCACCCAAGCGCUCCAGCUCAGCCAUGGCCAGUGCUAACCUGGCUGAUGAGCCUACUCCAGAUGCUGAAACAGAAGAUGGCCAGCUGGGGGUCCGGGCACAGCGCCGGCGGGCUAGUGACCUGGCUGGCAGUGUUGACACAGGGAGUGCUGGCAGUGUGAAGAGCAUUGCAGCCAUGUUGGAGCUGUCUUCCAUUGGGGGUGGGGGCCGGGCUGCCCGCAGGCCCCCUGAAGGCCACCCCACACCUCAUCCUGCUAGUCCAGAGCCAGGCCGGGUAGCUACAGUGCUGGCCUCUGUGAAGCACAAAGAAGCCAUUGGGCCAGGUGGUGAGGUUGUGAACCGGCGCCGCACACUCAGUGGCCCAGUGACUGGACUUUUGGCAACUGCCCGCCGGGGGCUUGGGGAGCCAGCCGAGCAGGGUCACUUUGUGGAGGAUGGCACGGCCCGACAGCGGCCUCGGGGAUCAGCCAAAGGUGAGGCAAGUGUUGAGGGCCCCCCCCUGGCCCGGGUAGAGGCCAGUGCCACACUCAAGAGGCGCAUCCGGGCCAAGCAGAGCCAGCAGGAAAAUGUCAAGUUUAUGCUGACAGAGUCUGACACAGUCAAGCGCAGGCCCAAGGCCAAGGAGCGUGGUGAUACUGGGCCUGAGCCACCCCAACCACUGUCUGUGUAUCAGAACGGCACAGCCACUGUUCGCCGACGACCAGCCUCUGAGCAGGCUGGGCCCCCAGAACUGCCCCCUCCACCCCCACCUGCUGAGCCCCCACCUACUGACCUGGUUCACCUGCCCCCACUGCCCCUGCCUGAUGGCAAUGCCCGGAAGCCCAUGAAGCCACCUGUCUCUCCCAAGCCUAUCCUGGCUCAGCCUGUGCCCAAGAUCCAGGGCUCACCCACGCCUGCCUCCAAGAAGGUGCCACUGCCAGGCCCUGGCAGCCCAGAGGUAAAGCGUGCCCAUGGCACACCGCCGCCCGUGUCACCCAAGCCUCCACCGCCACCCACGGCACCCAAGCCAGCCAAGGCUGUGGCAGGGCUACAGUCGGGCAGCGGCACCCCUUCACCCGCGCCCUCACCCGCGCGCCAGCCGCCAGCUGCCCUCGUUAAGCCGGCCAGCUCGCAGCCCUCACAGAGCGCCAGCCCCGCCAAGCCCCCUUCCCCCGGGACUCCGGCUCUGCACGUGCCCGCCAAGCCCCCGCGCGCCGCUGCCGCUGCGGCCUCCGGACCCCCAGUAGCUCCCGACAGCGCUUCUCCGGGGGACAGUGCUCGGCAGAAGCUGGAGGAGACCAGCGCAUGCUUGGCUGCGGCGCUGCAGGCGGUGGAGGAGAAGAUCCGGCAGGAGGACCGGCAAGGCCCACGCCCCUCCGCGGUGGAGAAGAGCACUGGUAGCAUCCUGGACGACAUCGGCAGCAUGUUCGAUGACCUGGCCGACCAGCUGGACGCCAUGCUGGAGUGAGGCGGCCCCCCACACCCCUGGCUCCGGCCCUCACUCUGACCUUUACCUCAGGACGGGCACGUCUGGGCGGCAGGGCGGGGGCCGGGCAGGCCGGGCAGACCUGCUGCCUAGCUCUGCGCAAGCACAACUCCCGCCCCUGGCCCAGGCGGGCUGUCAGCUUGGAGGACCGCCAGGCUGGGGACUCCAAGGGCUCUGGGUAGACGUGCUGCCCUGCUGGUGCCCGAUCCUGUCUGCUGCUCCCUGUGCAAUAACUGAUGGGCCCCACCCUCGCAGGUUCUGCUCUGCAGGUUUGGAAGGUCGCUCCUCCUUUGCCCUAGGCAGGCAGAGCACGAAGCGAAGAGGAGGGUGGUGGCUACUGUGACCCCCUCCCCAAUCUGUGGCAGAGCACAGGCCUAUGCCCAGCACAGAACUGCCCAUUGGGGAACCUCUGCCAGCCGCUCUGGCGCAGCACAAGGGACGGGGUCAAGGUUGGGCCCGCCCCACUGCACUCCCAGAAUAUAAGCUAUCAAGAGUAUUAAUUUAUUGGGAAUGAGCUGAGGCAGAUUUCCCCAGAGAAACAAAAAGGUAUAACUUUAACAAAUAUAUAUUUAAAGAAAGAAAUAUUAUUGAUUCUAUAGAAAACCAUUUACCAACGGAGAGGACACAAGUCAAGCUUGACACUAAAGCUGUCAGAGGCCCAGGCCAACCUGUCUGUCCUUCCCUCUUUCCAUCCAGGAGUGGCUUUGCCUCUAGUCACAAGCACACACACCUGGGAGGGGCAGCUCUGCCCAGGGCCUGUCCUCUACUCUUCUAACUUCUGUGAGUUUGAAGAAUGUGCCUUGCUCACUGAUGGGCCGUGCCCCCUCCAUGCCCCACAGACCCCAGGGAGGGCUCCUUCCUCCUGACUGUGGCCAUGCUCUGGGGUACUGGUGUGAGGGUGCACCCUGUGUGCAGCAAGGUGAAUGAACAUGGACAUGAGUACAGGGGUGUGCAUGCCAGGCUAUGGGCAGAUAUGUGUGUGAGGUUGUGCUUGGCCCUCCCCCACCCUUACCCAGGCAGCCCUGUAUAGGCAGCCAUCCCUCCCCCUUGAGUUCCUAUGGACACUUCUGCUCAUGGUCUGAGGCUGUGUCAUGUAGUCUUCUCACCCUCUUUUCCUCCCUCCAAAAUACUGGUCUCCUCUAUCGUGUUUGCUGAUCCACAAAUGUUGGGCACAACUUUGACCUUUCUAAAAUUUUAAAAAAGCCAAAACCAGUGAUUGUGGUGUAGGCUGGUGGAGGGGGCCAACUAAGGUAGUGUCUGGACACAGGACCCCUUCUAAUUGUCACCCCUGGCAUCAUCAGUGGACAUGAUGGCCAUCCACCAGCCUCUCCUCUGUGGGUAACCCAGACUGGGGCUCCAGGAGGUGGGGAGGGGGGGAGUCUGGGCAGGGAGCUGCUGUCAGCUGUCAAUAAACAGCAGAAAACAGA